This is a messenger RNA of Coniophora puteana RWD-64-598 SS2, 3490 nucleotides long. Its product is annotated as Adaptor protein complex beta subunit. Gene Ontology annotation, cellular component: membrane coat. Gene Ontology annotation, molecular function: clathrin binding. Lineage: Eukaryota; Fungi; Basidiomycota; Agaricomycetes; Boletales; Coniophoraceae. The record is from RefSeq and is a predicted model, not a curated record. The coding region runs from base 1 to 2274 and encodes 757 amino acids. The transcript is spliced from 11 exons. Gene Ontology annotation, biological process: vesicle-mediated transport; intracellular protein transport.
AUGAGCAUACGCGCACCAAGAAAGGGCGAGAACUACGAGCUCAGCGUCGACCUCAACUCAGAGUACAGAGAAAAGAGAAAAGAUGCCAUUAAACGCGUCAUAGCAUCCAUGACUGUAGGAAAAGAUGUCAGCGGUCUCUUCCCCGACGUCCUCAAGAACAUGCAGACAGACGACCUCGAGCAGAAAAAGCUCGUCUACCUCUAUCUCAUGAACUACGCAAAGACACAGCCCGAGCUCGUCAUCCUCGCAGUCAACACCUUCGUCAAGGACUCAGAGGACCCCAACCCCCUCGUCCGCGCACUCGCCAUCCGCACCAUGGGCUGCCUCAGGGCAGAAAAGAUCAUCGACUACCUCUGCGAUCCCCUCAGGCGCGCCCUGUCCGACGACAACCCCUACGUCCGCAAGACCGCUGCCCUCUGCGUCGCCAAGCUCUACGAUCUCAAGCCCGAGCUCGCGAUCGAGAACGGCUUCCUCGAGCAGCUGCACGAGAUGAUCGGCGACAGCAACCCCAUGGUCGUCGCCAACACCGUCGCCGCCCUCACCGAUAUCAACGCCGCUGCGACCGCCCACCAGAUCCCGCCCGACGACCCCGCCCACUUCGACAUCACCUCCGCCGUCCUCACCAAGCUCCUCAUCGCCCUCAACGAGUGCUCCGAGUGGGGCCGCGUCGCCAUCCUCAACGCCCUCGCACGCUACACCGCCCAGGAUGACAAGGAGUCAGAGCACAUCUGCGAGCGCGUCGUCCCGCAGUUCCAGCACGUCAACGGCGCCGUCGUCCUCGCCGCGAUGAAGGUCGUCAUGAUCCACAUGCGCGCCGUGCACCGCGAGGACCUCGUCAAGCAGCUCGUGCGCAAGAUGGCGCCGCCGCUCGUGACGCUGCUCAGCUCCCCGCCCGAGGUGCAGUGGGUCGCGCUCAAGAACAUCAACUUGCUGCUGCAGAAGCGCGCGGAUCUGCUCACGAGCGAGAUGCGCGUGUUUUUCUGCAAGUACAACGAUCCGCUGUACGUCAAGGUCGAGAAGCUGGACAUCAUGGUGCGCCUCGCGAACGACAACAACGUCGAUGCGCUGUUGAGCGAGCUGAAGGAGUACGCGUCCGAGGUCGACGUCGACUUUGUGCGCAAGAGCAUCAAGGCGAUCGGGCAGACCGCUAUCCAGAUCGAGUCAGCCGCCGAGCGCUGCGUCAACGUCCUCCUCGAGCUCAUCGACACGCGCGUCAGCUACGUCGUCCAGGAGGCCGUCGUCGUCAUGAAGGACAUAUUCCGCAAGUACCCGUCGACGUACGAGGGCGUGAUCCCGACGCUGUGCGCGAACCUCGACGAACUCGACGAGCCCGAGGCGAAGGCGUCGCUCAUCUGGAUCAUCGGCGAGUACGCGGAGAAGAUCGAGAAUGCGGACGAGCUGCUCGGUGUGUUUGUCGAUACGUUCACGGAGGAGUCGUAUCAGGUGCAGCUGCAGACCCUCACGGCGGUCGUCAAGCUCUUCCUCAAGAAGCCGGACUCGUCGCAGGGCAUUGUCCAGCGUGUGCUCACGACCGCGACCAAGGACUGCGACUCGCCGGACGUGAGAGACCGCGCGUACAUCUACUGGCGGCUGCUUUCCACUGACCCUGGCGCUGCCAAGGCGGUAGUGCUCGCGCACCGCCCGCCAAUAUCGGUCCCGCAGACGACGGUGUCGCCCGCGCUGCUCGAGGAGCUGCUCGGCGACCUGUCGAGCCUCGCGAGCGUGUACCACAAACCCGCGGAGACGUUUAUCGGGCACGGGCGGGUCGGCGCGGAUUCGCUGCAGCGGAAGGCUACCGAAGUGGACGACCGCGCCGCCGCGCAGCGCGCGCUGCAGACCGUCGCGGCCGGCCAGCAAGCCGAGAACCUGCUCGACUUCGACGACGAGCCAGCGCAAGCCGCCAACGGCGAUUCCUCAUUGUUAUCGUCAUCGUCAUCAUCAGGGCUCGCGGCGACGCAGAUUCUCCCGCACACGCCAGCGGCUGCGAACCUCCUCGCGGGGACAUCGGCGAACCCGCUCGACGAUCUGGUGUCGAUAUUUGGCGGGAUGAAUGCCGGAGCUGGGUUUGGAUCUGGUUCUGGUUCUGGGGGAGGAGGGGCAGGGAGGGGGAGCGCGAGUGCGGAUGGGAUUAUGGGCGGGUUGGGGUCGCCUGGGGUGCUGUCGCCUACGCAUACGGGCGUGACGAGUCCGUCGGCAGGGACGAUGUCACCGACGGGAACGGGGGCGGGGCCGGGGGCGCAGAAGCCGCAGGACGAUUUGUUGGGUCUGUUUUGAGCGUUGGGGCUGGCGGUGGGUGGGGCGGGUGUACUUAGAUGGGGAUGCACAUGGGAUAGGAGGGGAUGUGGAUUUCAUGUUGUUUGCUGUACGCUUUACACGAUUUUCUUUCGAAUAAUUUUAAUGGUCAUGAUACUUCUCGUCCAUGAGGGAUUAAGGCGAGCCAUCCUGCCUUGGCUUGUCGCUGUAUAGCAUACCAGACGCUAAAUAGGAUGUUCAAAAGGUACGAAAGAGUUAUAAGAGAAUUAUUGUCGAAUGUCUCAUCCUUUGGGAUCUGACUCGCCACCGCCGUCGUCCUCGACACCGACAUUCUCAACAUAUUUCUGAGUGUUCUCUUCCGCUGUGCCCUCCCAUCUCAUGGUCUCCGUCUGCCAUGCCUUCCAACUGGGCAUCGUCCGCUGGGUCGACAUCAAUUGGCCGAUCAGCUCAGGCGAAGGCGCAGAAAGGAAGAGUUGAGGACCAGACUCAGGAGCAGUAUCGGGUGACGGUGAAUAUCUAUUUGCAGACAGUGCGUGAAGCCCCUGGUGAGGUCCGGAAGGCUGCGGCGGGGCCUCUCGCUUGAACGUGAACGAUUCUCCUCCGUCUUCCGCCUCGUUCACCACACCGGAAGUGAGCAUCCACUCCUGCCAAUGUCCGGAUAUCGGGACAGCGGGCGAUGGUUGCAGAAAGUUCUUCCCGCGGACCAUGUAUUCGUGGACGAGCAGCAGAAGAGGGAGCGGUGAGCGCUUGUCUUUUGGGUCGAGUGCGACGGCUUUGCCGUGGAACUGCUCAUCGGAGAAAGCACCGUAGCUAUCGAAGUGAACGAAGAUAUACUUCCCAAGCUUAGGCUCAUAGCGAAUGAAGAAUAUCAACGCAUCGAAUGCUAUGUGAUGAUUCGGACACAUUGUCAACCCGUUACGGGGUUCAUGUUCAGGCGACGCUUUGGCACCCGCUGGAAUCCAUCCUACCGGUUGGAGAUGAGCCCACUCUCUGAGAUUCGAGCGAGGAACAAUAUAGCAAUGUUGCAGCGAUGAGCCGUGCCCGCAGACUAUACAUAACUUUUCCCCAAGGAACUGAUCGCGCUCAUCUAGGCCUGUAUUGAAUGCUGUAGUGUCAGAGCGUCCCGACUCUGUCUCAACGGGACGAGCAAGUUCUGCGGGCGGCGAUGAUGCGGUAUAGGGAAGAGGAUAGGAGGUAAGGUGAGACAUGGCGACGAGCGAAAGCAGCUUGUUUUGCU